CCUAUCCACCCAAAGCUGAAGCCUGUGGGACCUCUCUGAAAGAUCAAACAAUGCCAUCUCAAUCCGCUGCUCGAUCAGCCAAGUCCCAAUUUCCAUGUGUCCAUCCAGGCUGCCGCGCGACCUACCAGCGCAAAGAGCACCUGAACAGGCAUCUGGCACGCCACGACCGGGCCCAUCGCUUCUGCUGCCCACAUUGUAGCAGCACCCUAGCCAGAAGUGAUCUCCUCCGCCGCCAUGUCCGGAUCUACCAUCCUGACCGGCAGCCCCCCUCGGCCCGGACCCCCAAGGCCUGCAGCAACUGCCAUGCGCGCAAGGAACGCUGUGAUGGCGGAACUCCCUGUGCUCGCUGUGCACGACGAGGAGUGCACUGCUCACGUAAUCCCCAUGUGGAUGUCGCUCCGGAGGAGGACCGAGAAAACGUCCUGGGAACCGGGGGGCUUUUCGGCGCCGAUCUUGUGGCGUCCGUCGCCGACGCGUCCCGGUGGAUCGGCCACGAGUAUAUCGACAUCUACUUCACCAAGUUCCAUCCCAUCUGGCCCUUCCUCCAUCGAACCACCUUCGAUCCUUCCCAAGAGCCAUGCAUCCUCAUCCAAUCCAUGCUGAUGAUAGGGCUGUGGAUCAAGGGGGACCGGGAGGCGCGGCACACGGCGAUGCUGUUCCACGACCGGCUACUGUCGGCGAUCAGAGCUCAAAAGGAUCAAUGGUAUGUGCCCGAGUCGAUGGGACAUCGUGCCGACAGCAGACCGUGGCCCAUGGCGACCUACCAGAGUAUCCUUCUGCAACUGAUCUUCGCCGUGCUCACGGCCAAGCCGGAGGUCGAACUGGACCUGAACUUUCGUUUCCGGCUCCCCGAACCGACCUACGAGCUGCUCACGGCGCUGGUGGCCACCGGCCGCCGACUGGACCUGUUCUCGUACCCGAACAUGCUCGCCCGGCAUCAUCCGACUGCCCCGGUGGCGCUCGUCUGGGUGGGCGUGGAAGAGACCAAGCGGUUUAGUUUGGCUUUGUACAAGCUGUGCCGGUUAUGUAGCACCGGCGGCACCUCCACUAGUCCAGCGAAUAUGGACGGUGGCGCGGGUGGGCUUCUGACACUCGCGGACUUGGACUUUUGCAUUCCGGACAGUGACGAAUUGUGGAAUGGUGCGUCGGCGAUGGAUGCUGAGGUCGUCCGCCAGACGGGCCUGCAGCCGACGGUGAGGGAUAACCGCAGCCCUGGGAGCUGGAUUUCCCAAGCGUCGGCUCACCUGCGUGACCCUGGGGUCCGAUUGGACUGGAUCUGAUUGCUUCCAGGUGUUGUUACCGAGCUUGGUUCAAAUAACUACUGCUACCUCUUCUUUUUCCUUUUCCGGUCACUUCCACAGGAUACCUAUCUCGACGAGACAGUCAGCCGGUGAAAUGGGGAAGAAGAAAAGCAAGAAGGAUGAGGUUCUAAUAUGUCUACCGGGCAGCCAUUGUUCGAUGACCCCGCGUUUUCAGCCAAACUACCCCGAGUCGCAGCCACAGGAAGGCCAGGACAAUGCAUUUGAGGAGCUGAAUGAG
Molecule: messenger RNA, 1539 nt
Organism: Aspergillus japonicus CBS 114.51
Lineage: Eukaryota; Fungi; Ascomycota; Eurotiomycetes; Eurotiales; Aspergillaceae
Product: Zn(II)2Cys6 transcription factor
Exons: 3
Coding region: 51-1280 (409 amino acids)
Biological process (GO): DNA-templated transcription; regulation of transcription by RNA polymerase II
Cellular component (GO): chromatin
Molecular function (GO): zinc ion binding; DNA-binding transcription factor activity, RNA polymerase II-specific; RNA polymerase II cis-regulatory region sequence-specific DNA binding
Source: RefSeq, a predicted model, not a curated record